UAUAGUGCAACCAAUGGUCAAAAUGUUUCUUUAUAAAAGUGUCACUUUACUUACCUUCCUCUUAAUCGGCACAGCCUUAAGCCAAAAUUCCACGUCAAGUGUCGACUCCAGCCGAAACCACACCCUCAGCGAGUUCGUGGUGGGUGGCGGCGAUGCCGGUCCCACCCCCUACCAGGCGUCCCUCCAGCGGCACAGGAGUCACUUUUGCGGUGGAACCAUCAUCGAUUCGCGCUGGAUCCUAACGGCCGCGCACUGUUUGAGUGAGUUACGCCCGAGCGAUGUGACGGUCCUGGUGGGAACGACCCAGCUCAGUCGGGGUGGCUUCCGGUUACGGGCGGACCAGUUCUUCCAGCAUCCGAGCUGGGACCGGACGAAGGCGUUGAACGAUAUUGGGUUGGUUCGGGUAAAGGGGCUGAUGCUGACAAUGCGCGGGAAGGUCGAGAAGGCCACUUUCGGAGGGGAUUUUGUGCGGUCGGGAACGGAAGCGACUGUAACGGGAUGGGGAGGAACGAGGCAAAACGGGGGACCACUGUCGGACAAGUUGCAGUUUGUGCGGGUUCGCGUUUUGGGCGAGCAGGACUGUCAGGCUCGGCUGGACAACAUCGGGCCGAUGCACAUCUGUACGUUCAGCAGGGAGGGACAGGGCGUUUGCGGGGGCGACUCGGGUGGCCCACUGGCCAGCAGCGACGGAACCGUGAUCGGCGUGGUCAGCUUCGGCGUCGGCUACCCACCGGACAAGAGCUGCGCCGCCGGGCUGCCGGACGGUUUCGCGCGGGUUUCACACUUCAACAGCUGGAUUAGAGACACCAUGAAAAGUCGGCGGUUCGGAUGAUUUAGUCAACAACAAAAUGUUUGUGAUUUGAAUGCAGUGGAAUACAAUAUGUAUGUUUGAUGUUUA
Molecule: messenger RNA, 898 nt
Organism: Culex pipiens pallens (northern house mosquito)
Lineage: Eukaryota; Metazoa; Arthropoda; Insecta; Diptera; Culicidae
Product: chymotrypsin-2-like
Exons: 2
Coding region: 14-832 (272 amino acids)
Biological process (GO): proteolysis
Molecular function (GO): serine-type endopeptidase activity
Source: RefSeq, a predicted model, not a curated record